This is a messenger RNA of Pyrus x bretschneideri (Chinese white pear), 2109 nucleotides long. RefSeq names its product transcription factor PIF1. Gene Ontology annotation, molecular function: DNA-binding transcription factor activity; protein dimerization activity. The transcript has 9 exons. The record is from RefSeq and is a predicted model, not a curated record. Bases 298 to 1890 code for a protein of 530 amino acids. NCBI's taxonomy places the organism in Eukaryota, Viridiplantae, Streptophyta, Magnoliopsida, Rosales, Rosaceae. Gene Ontology annotation, biological process: regulation of DNA-templated transcription.
ACUUCAUUUCGUCCUUUUCCUUCCUAUUAUUUGGUAUUAUUCGGAGGAGAAGUCUCUCUAUUCGGAGAGAGAGAGAGUUAUCUGCAGACACAAAACAACAUUUUUUUCGCUUGAGAUUUCUCUCCAUUAAUUUCCCAUCACCAUUACCCACCUUUAUUCAAGUACCGUUCUUUUGCUCUGCACCACCAGUCAGAGAUUCAGAGACUCAGAGACUCAGAAACCAACUACAUCCUCUGCUUCCAUGGCCUGUUCAAAUUUGCAGAACAAGCCUCAAAUGAGUGGAUUUCGGAACAAAAGAUGAAUCGGCGCGUCCCCGAUUUCGAAAUGGACUACGACUACUUACUUCCCACCACCUCUGCUCUGAACCGACCCAGAAAAUCAACCAUGCCGGAAGACGAUAUCAUGGAGCUGCUAUGGCAGAACGGCCAAGUCGUGAUGCAGAGCCAGAACCAGAGGUCUUCAGUCAAUAGUAAAAGAUCGCACCAGUCCAAAUACGACGUCGUAUUGCCCGACGACGGGGGCGGCAUCACCAGACCGACCCCCCAACCCCAACCCCAACCGCCGGCCCAGAACCAGCACCUGUUUAUGCAAGACGAUGAAAUGGCCUCAUGGCUUCAGUACCCUCUCGUCGACGACCCCUUCUCCGCCGGCCUCCUCUAUCCCGAUUCCAGCACCUCCGAGCACCGGACGCCCCAGGUUUCGGGGCCGGCGCCAGCUUCGAGGCCGCCGAUCCACCGGCCGAGGAGGACCGAGCUCCAGAACUUCCUGCAGUCCGACAGGACCAACAACAACAGGCCUAUGAUGUCGGAAACGGCGCCGUCAAGCUCGAAGAAGAGCGUGGUAAGGGAGACAACGACGGUGGUGGAUUCCAGCGACACUCCGCUGGUGGGCCCAAGCUCUAGGGCUUUGGAUUCUAGGCCCGACGGCGCUUGUGGCGGCUUGGCUAAUGGAGCGAGGUCGUUAACCGCUGCAACCGCUGCGACGUCGUUUCCUGGAAAAGAAGUGACCACGUGUGAGAUGUCGCUGACGUCGUCUCCAGGAGGCUCCAGCGCGAGCGCUAGUGAGAGCACCGAGCCGGAGUCGGCUCCCAAGCUGCCGCUGACUGCCGAUAACCGGAAGCGCCAGCGGAAAGGGAGAGAAGCCCCCGCCGCCGACGACACCGAGUUUCAAAGCAAGGAUGUCGAGUUUGAAUCUGGCAAUGGAAAGAAACAGGUCCGAGGAUCGACAUCAUCUACAAAGAGAUCGCGAGCUGCAGAGGUCCACAAUCUCUCCGAGAGGAGACGUCGAGAUAGAAUAAAUGAAAAGAUGAAGGCUUUACAAGAACUAAUACCUCGAUGCAACAAGUCGGACAAAGCAUCAAUGCUGGAUGAAGCAAUUGUGUACUUGAAAUCUCUCCAGUUACAAGUACAGAUGAUGUCCAUGGGAUACGGCAUGAUCCCUAUGAUGUUUCCUGGAGUUCAGCAGAUGAUGUCCGUGCCCAUGGGGAUGGGAAUUGGAAUGGGCAUGGGCAUGGGAAUGGAAAUGGCCGGCAUCAGUCGCCCAAUGAUGCCAUUUCCAAAUGUAAUAGCCGGUUCACCCAUGCCAACAGCAGCUGCUGCACAUAUGGGACCUAGGUUCCCUAUACCACCAUUUCACAUGCAGCCUAUUCCUGCAAGUGAUCCUACCGGAGUUCCAGCAGUCAACCAGACAGAUCAAAUGAUAAACUCGCUCGGGGCACAAAAUCCAAACCAAUCACACAUGCCAAAUUUUGCAGAUCCUUACCAGCAGUUUUUCAGUCCCCAACAGAUGCAGUUGCCACUGCAGCACAAGCAAGCAAUGCCCCAGCCAACUACUGGCAAGCCGAGUUCCAAUAGGAGACCUGAAACUCAUGAAAACCAUCAAUCAGGUUAAAGUUAUAGGUUGAAGUUGAAGAGUAGAUGGAUAACAGAAGGUUCAUAUACCUGCUAAGUUUUGUAGUCUAAAGCUCUGAGAGUAGCUUUUCUUUUUCUGCUCUCUUUUUUUUUUUUAGGCUAAACUGCCAUAUAACUAAAAGCUAACCUGUAACUAUUACAACCCCAAUUGUAAUAUAUUUUACCAGUUUCCGAUUUUGUCGCCGUCGGAACUGUAAAA